AUGCUCGUGCAUGAGGUGACGAUCGCUUCUUCGGCGGAGCUGCUGACACUGGCCACGAUGCCGCUGGCAUACGAGCCUGGAGCAGGGCGACCGCGAGCAGGGCUCCGCCUGGCGUCGCACGAGGCGACGUCGGCGCGCCGAGCACCGGCGGCGCGGCAGCGCCGCCGCAGCUGCUCCACGGCCCCGACCACCCUCCCGGGGGGUCGGGCGCGGGAGGCCCCCGCGCCGCGGCGACGGGCGCGUUUGGCCGGGCCACCGGGGGCACGAGCAACUGUUUUUGUAGAUCAGCGGAUUGGGGGCGCGCAUCAAGAAACCAUGUGCUUUUCGUCAGGGUAA
Prorocentrum cordatum is the source of this 336-nucleotide messenger RNA. NCBI's taxonomy places the organism in Eukaryota, Dinophyceae, Prorocentrales, Prorocentraceae. The record is from the annotation of a GenBank genome assembly.